UUGUCCACCGCUCAGAAGUGUAUCAGUUUGUGAACCCUUUCCUCUGAAAAACACAGCAAUUCUCACUUUCCCUCUAAUGGCAGAAGUGGCUUGCCCUGCGCAUUGCGCCACUUGGGCAAGUAACUAUUUUGGGUAUUGUUUAUGUUCUUCCAAAGAUGGUCUUUCUUUAGCCUUGGGUAUGAUUAGCGUCGUCAGUUGGGCACUUGCUGAAGUCCCUCAAAUUCACACUAAUUUUAAGAAUAAAUCUACUGAAGGCCUCUCUUUUGCUUUCUUACUUACUUGGAUUGUUGGGGACUUUUUCAACAUGUUUGGUUGCUGGCUUGAACCAGCCACUCUUCCAACGCAAUUUUAUAUGGCUGUGUUAUACACCGUGACUACGUUGACUCUUACACUGCAGUCUGUAUAUUAUGGUCACAUCUAUCAUCGAUUGAAAUCCAACAAACAAUUUAGCAAGACCACAAAGCCUAAUCAGUUGGAGGUGGCAGGAGAUAGUGUACAUCAAAACUCUGGUGAUGAAAAACUGAUGAAUGGCAGUUCCGGGCACAGACUAAUGUCUGGUGUCUUUGAGAGUGGUAGUGUUAUGACUUCACCGAUUCCGCUUCCAGCCAUUCCACGCAGUCGUUCUGCUGGACAAGAUUCCUUCUACACGUCAGCUAGAUCUUUAACAACAAGUCAUACUCCAACAAGAUCUUUUGUUUCUUCAUGGAAAGCUUCCACACUGAACGUUGAGGAUGUCGAAGAGCCUUUGCUUGGUGGAUCCUUGCCAACUAGACCAGUGCAUUUAUCAAAAACGAAAAACCUUUUGUGUAUUGUGCCGGCUACAACUUUCAUCGUUGGGAUCAUGAAUAUUUCCAGUACCAGAAAUACAGCGCGAAGUUUGGCUGUGGAAAUAUCAAACAGAAAGCUUUUGCAGUUCAAUGGUGAGCAAAAGAUCAACUCUGGUGGAAGUGGGAACUUAGGUACAAAUUUGGGUUGGGCUAUGGCUGCAAUUUACAUGGGUGGACGGCUUCCACAAAUUUGCUUAAAUAUUAAACGGGGAAAUGUAGAGGGGCUAAAUCCGCUUAUGUUCAUGUUCGCACUGUUGGGAAAUACUACAUAUGUAGCCAGCAUACUGGUUAAUAGCUUGGAUUGGUCGAAGAUAUUUCCAAAUUUGCCAUGGCUGGUGGAUGCAGGAGGUUGCUCGAUUCUUGAUUCAUUUAUACUACUUCAGUUUAUAUAUUUUCAAUAUCGGCAAUCACAUCAUCGUGUGACUAAGCAUGGGGAUACACAUCCAACAUUGGUUUAAUAUCAUUUUCCUCAGUGUAUCUGAAAUCAACGGUCUGGAUAUGAGUCGAGGAUUGAUAUCACGAGAUGCUGAUGCCACAGCUGCAAGGAUUUCGUAUAAUCUCCAUGCCUAAUUGCGUAGUAACAUUUUUGUAUACUAUAUCCCCUUUUGAUCCCCCAUUUUUUCUUUCGAUUUAGAUUUCUCUUGCUUCGUUUUCAAGUGCAUUCUUUAAAUCGUUCAGAGUUUGUUCAUUUGUUCGUUUUCCUUUCGACUCUCGACAAAGAACGGAAAUUUUGAAUCUAUCUCCUUCUGAAGCAGAAUUUAUAUUAGUAUGUACAUAUUUCAAAUAGUUUUCUAUGCUCUAACAAGACUAUUUUGGUUCAAUAAGAUGUUUUGUAUACCUA
Messenger RNA from Amaranthus tricolor (Joseph's coat), 1668 nucleotides. Its product is annotated as probable vacuolar amino acid transporter YPQ1. The record is from RefSeq and is a predicted model, not a curated record. The transcript is spliced from 13 exons. NCBI's taxonomy places the organism in Eukaryota, Viridiplantae, Streptophyta, Magnoliopsida, Caryophyllales, Amaranthaceae. The coding region runs from base 77 to 1285 and encodes 402 amino acids.